CAAAGAAUCACCACAGAGCACUGGAAGCACCUGAGGACACAGACACAGCAUCCAGCCAAGUGUUUUAGUUUGUAGAUUUUUUUCUAAACUGCAUCAGUAAACCCUCAGAGUUGUGCACAGUAUGCUGGCCUACACAACAGCACCAAAUGACGUGGAGAUGGGUCAUGAGGAGAAGACGGUGGUUUUGGUAGAAAAGAAGUCCUCCACUGGCCGGAUAUGGACGAUGUCCGUGGCCCUUCUCGCUGUGGCCCUUUGUUUAGGAGGCGUCCUGCUGUUUGCUUUGUACUGGAGUGGAAGGCCGGAAAUGACACAACCAGGCCAGACGGAAGCGCUAGUCAAGAAGGACACUGCUGAGAAAGAUCCCCACUACAUGUUGAGGCGAAUCAGCAGCAAAGCCAAGGCAGCCAUCCAUUUAGAAGGUAACUACGAAGACAGCGAGAGUUUGCAAGGCCAGCUGAAGUGGAGAAACGAUCAAGGCCAGGCGUUCGCUCAGGGCGGCUUCCAACUGGUGGACAACGAGAUCAUUAUCCCACAAACCGGCCUCUACUUUGUCUACAGCCAGGCGUCGUUCAGAGUGGUCUGCAGUGAUGGCGACGAGGAGGGAGCGGGAAAACACAUCACACCUCCCAGCCACAGGAUCUGGCGCCACUCCGACUCCAUGGGUGGCAAAGCCUCUCUGAUGAGCGCAGUGAGGUCAGCGUGCCAGAACACUGCUCAGGAGGACAGCUACAAUGAUGGACAGGGCUGGUACAACGCCAUUUAUCUGGGUGCAGUGUUUCAGCUGAACAAAGGAGACCGACUGUGGACGGAAACCAACCAGCUAUCGGAGCUGGAGACCGACGAGGGCAGGACUUUCUUUGGGGUGUUUGCACUUUGAAAUGACUCUUUGCUGUGAUACUAACAGAGACAAUACAAAGCUCUGCACAGUGCCAUCAUUUUUGGCGUUUUUUAAACAUAAUGUAUGUUUUUAUUAUUAUUAUUAUUGUUAUUAUUAUUAUUAUUAUUAUUAUUCAUCUUCAUGGUGAUGCAGUAGUGUUUCAAUCUCAAUGGAGAUAAAGCUUGUAGCCAAACAGGCGGUGCAGAUUUUUUUUAAAUCCUAUAAACUGUAACAGUUUGCAACAUUAUUUAUGUUUUAGUCACUUUUUGUACAUUAUUUAUGCUGACCUGAGAUUGUAGUAGGCUAGACUUUAUCUGCUAGACAAAGCUCUUCACUGGAGAGUUAAGGUUCGAGGAUUAUGUUACAACUUGUAUGUAUUUAUUUGUAUUUAUUUAUAUUUAUUUAUAUUUAAAUCGUUGGGGUAGGUGUUAAAAAUUAAAUUUAUACAGUGU
Molecule: messenger RNA, 1329 nt
Organism: Perca flavescens (yellow perch)
Lineage: Eukaryota; Metazoa; Chordata; Actinopteri; Perciformes; Percidae
Gene: tnfb
Product: tumor necrosis factor b (TNF superfamily, member 2)
Exons: 4
Coding region: 122-877 (251 amino acids)
Biological process (GO): immune response
Cellular component (GO): membrane
Molecular function (GO): tumor necrosis factor receptor binding
Source: RefSeq, a predicted model, not a curated record